CCUUAUUCAAAACUCAUAAAAUUGUCUUCUUAAUCUGGAAAUUCACAAUCCAACUAAAGAUAAUUAUAUGUGGACCCAGGUCUAGAACCAAUUGCUCGAAUAACCACUGAAUUGUGAAUGUGUGAAAAUAUUGAAGGAUUUGUUGUGUCGUAAUUUAUAGCUGACAUGGCCUCCUUUGUGGUGGGGUAAUUCUUUAGAAUUAUUCAAGAUGGUUUGUGAAGCCAACGAAACUGAUGUGGACAUUAAGAUACCUGCUGUCAUGAUCCCACAAGAUGCUGGUGCUAGCUUGGUGCAAAGUAUCAAGAAUAACUCGCAUGUUUCUGUUCAGCUGUACUCUCCACAUCGACCAGCAGUGGAUGUAGCUGAGGUUUUUCUAUGGCUAAUGGCUGUUGGUACCAUUUUAUGUGCAUCUUAUUGGUCUGCAUCCACUGCAAGAGAAGCAGCUAUUGAGCAGGACAAGCUCUUAAAGGAUGGUUCUGAUGAGUACCUCAGCAAGGAAAACUAUCGCUCUAGUGGUUUUGUGGACAUCAACACGACAUCAGCAGUUUUCUUUGUCGUGAUUGCUUCCUGUUUCUUGGUUAUGCUCUACAAAUUGAUGUCUUACUGGUUCAUUGAGGUUCUGGUGGUUCUGUUUUGCAUCGGUGGUAUAGAGGGUCUACAAACUUGUUUGGUGGCACUAUUAUCAUGUUUCAGAUGGUUUGAACCUGCCGCAGAGUCAUUUGUUAAAGUACCUUUCCUGGGAGCUGUAUCAUAUUUGACGCUUGCCGUUUCUCCUUUCUGCAUAGCAUUUGCUGUAGUGUGGGCAGUUUUCCGCCGUGUCUCCUUUGCUUGGAUUGGCCAAGAUAUCCUUGUAAGAAUG
This is a messenger RNA of Olea europaea var. sylvestris, 859 nucleotides long. Its product is annotated as signal peptide peptidase-like 4. The annotation marks the transcript as partial. Gene Ontology annotation, molecular function: aspartic endopeptidase activity, intramembrane cleaving. Gene Ontology annotation, cellular component: Golgi-associated vesicle membrane; lumenal side of endoplasmic reticulum membrane; lysosomal membrane. The transcript is spliced from 5 exons. Lineage: Eukaryota; Viridiplantae; Streptophyta; Magnoliopsida; Lamiales; Oleaceae. The record is from RefSeq and is a predicted model, not a curated record. Gene Ontology annotation, biological process: membrane protein proteolysis.